CUGGGUGCAGUGUGUGUGUGUUGCAGGUGCGGGAGAAGGAGCGCACGGACAGAUGGCUGCGCUGACAAUACAAAGGACUGACAACUUUUUGCACACGUUUUUACAGGACAGGACGCCCAGCUCGUCUCCAGAGGGAACCCCCAACGCACUCUCCUUCCUGGCCACCACCUGCAGCCAGGCCUGGCAGGUGGGGGGCAGCAUGGGCUCAGAAGGCUCCCAGUUCCCCUACGAAAGCACGGUCAGCUCCACGUCUGGAAUGUUUCAGCUCUGGAGCAACGACAUGGCGCCCAACACGGCCCUCAGCACGCACCAGAUGACCUUCACGGUGCCCAAGGUGCAGUUCCCUGGACACAUGCAGUCUGGCCUGAGCCAUCACCAUCACCAUCAUCAUCACCACCCCCACCAUCACCACCACGAGCUGCCUCUGACCCCUCCGGCUGAGCCCGCAUCGUCCUACUCCUUCGAAUUGUCUCCUGUUAAAAUGUUAUCCUCACAGCCGCAGGCCAGCAGUCCCUAUUAUCCUCAGCAUAACAGUGUGGGACAAAGCUUCCCCAGCUUUCUCCAGAACUCCUCGGCCAGGCAUCACCUGUCUGGAGGCCAUGUAGAGGAAGGGCAGCAGUGGUGGAGCCUCCCCCAGACUAACACAACCCCUGCCAAUCACCCCUUCUCACUGGGCAGACAACUGGUCUUGGGUCACCAGCCACAAAUAGCUGCUCUUCUUCAGGGCACCUCCAAGGGUCUGCUGAGCUCCACACGCCGCUGCCGACGCUGCAAAUGUCCCAACUGCCAGGCGAACGGCGGAGGGUUAGAGUUUGGGAAGAAGAGACUUCACAUCUGUCACAUCCCGGAGUGUGGCAAAGUGUACAAGAAGACCUCUCACCUGAAGGCACAUCUGCGCUGGCACGCCGGAGAGAGGCCCUUCAUCUGUAACUGGCUCUUCUGUGGGAAAAGCUUCACCCGCUCUGAUGAGCUACAGCGGCACCUCCGCACGCACACAGGGGAGAAGCGCUUCGGAUGUCAGCAGUGUGGCAAGAGGUUCAUGAGGAGUGACCACCUCUCCAAACAUGUCAAGACCCAUCAGACCAGGAAGAGCCGGUCUGGGCAGCCUUCGCAGAAUACGGACCCUCUGCUCGCCAAUAUUAAGAGAGAGUAACUCUGCGGUCUGCCGUUCAGAAAUGUUAAAGAAGAACAAACAGACUGUGACCCACACUUACUGCCAUAGGUUUGCACUAAAGGGUAAGCGCCAUGCUUCCCAAGUUCUUUUUUUUUUUUUUUUGGCUUGUCAAAGUCCAGCUUUUUAAUUGUUGUAGUUCCAUGAAAAUAAAUUUAGCCAUAAAAAAAUAAAAUUUCGGCAAAAACAACUGUGUGCUGUUUGAGGCAACGCACCUUCUAAGAAAACUUGAAACCUUUUUCAGUGAUACUGUAAUUUUGCUGCUUUCAAUGUACUUUUCAGCACAUUUCAACCUGAUUUCGUACAAUAAUGUUUUUUGUUUUUUUUUAAACUGACAUGAAAAUCCUCUUUUUAUUUCAAACUUCAUCAUAUAAGAACGUCAUUCAUAUACAAGAAAAAAAAUCAAAUUCCGUAAUAUGUUGUCCAUAUGGUCACUUUAAAAAUAAAUGUAUGCCUCGCUAGGGCUUAAAGUUGCUGUACAAAAACUCUGUUUCUCUCUGAAACAGUAGCUUUAUAAUUGAUAACUGACUUUGCUGUUUUUAUUUGAUUGGAUUUUAAUUCCAAAACACAUCCUAUAAUCAUUCUGGUUCAAGGCAAAGAUCUCUGAGAGAGAGAUCUUAAACACUUAUCUGCUCUUCAGAUGCUGUAUAAAACACAAUUUAUGCAGAUAAGACAGUUCUUUGUAAAUUAUGUAUAAAUAUUAUGAAGUUUUAUUUGGGUUUUGGCAGCAUGUAAAUUUUAAUAA
Cololabis saira (Pacific saury) is the source of this 1916-nucleotide messenger RNA. It is a transcript of the gene sp5l, whose product is annotated as Sp5 transcription factor-like. NCBI's taxonomy places the organism in Eukaryota, Metazoa, Chordata, Actinopteri, Beloniformes, Belonidae. The transcript has 2 exons. The record is from RefSeq and is a predicted model, not a curated record. The coding region runs from base 53 to 1153 and encodes 366 amino acids. Gene Ontology annotation, biological process: regulation of transcription by RNA polymerase II. Gene Ontology annotation, molecular function: RNA polymerase II cis-regulatory region sequence-specific DNA binding; DNA-binding transcription factor activity, RNA polymerase II-specific.